This is a messenger RNA of Misgurnus anguillicaudatus (oriental weatherfish), 2742 nucleotides long. It is a transcript of the gene slc29a1b, whose product is annotated as solute carrier family 29 member 1b. NCBI's taxonomy places the organism in Eukaryota, Metazoa, Chordata, Actinopteri, Cypriniformes, Cobitidae. Gene Ontology annotation, molecular function: nucleoside transmembrane transporter activity. Gene Ontology annotation, biological process: uridine transmembrane transport. The record is from RefSeq and is a predicted model, not a curated record. Gene Ontology annotation, cellular component: plasma membrane.
CAGAUAAGAGUCGUCAACUAGUACUGCUGGUCUUUGAACUUCAGCUGUUGAGUUAGAGAACACAUCAGUCACAGGGCCAUUAAAAGUUAAAAAAUUUACUUUCUCAGCUCUUUGACAGAAAUGGACCCUCAGGUGCCCAAAGACAAAUAUAAAGGCGUAUGGUUGAUUUUCUUCAUGUUAGGUUUAGGCACUUUGCUGCCAUGGAAUUUUUUCAUGACUGCCACGAUGUACUUCACUAGUCGUCUCGCAGAUCCACAACCACUGAAUGCAGAAAACUUUUCAGUCAAUCAAACAGGAGGAGAAACACGAAGUGUCUUACAAGCCAAGUUUAAUAAUGUCAUGACUUUAUGUGCUAUGUUGCCCCUGCUGGCGUUCUCCUGCCUAAACUCAGUUCUUCAUCAGAGAAUUCCUCAGAAGUUGAGAAUCGCGGGAAGUUUGACGGCGAUCCUUGUGCUGUUUUUAUUGACUGCAAUUCUGGUGAAAGUGGAAAUUGAACCGUUUCCCUUCUUCAGCAUCACCAUGAUCAAAAUUGUCUGCAUUAACUCGUUUGGAGCCAUCUUACAGGGAAGUCUGUUUGGUAUGGCCGGUCUCUUACCAGCUUCUUACACAACACCCAUCAUGAGCGGUCAGGGGCUCGCAGGAACAUUCGCUGCCUUCGCAAUGAUCUGUGCAAUCGCCAGUGGUUCAGCUCUGAAGGACAGUGCAUUUGGAUAUUUUAUCACAGCAUGUGUUGUAAUAGGCAUUGCAAUCGCAUCCUAUGUGGCCCUUCCUAAAUUGGCUUUCUUUCAAUACUAUCAGAGUAACCAACACAAACCUGCUGAAGAUGAGGAGAAUAAGAUGGGCUUAAUGAAGACAGAUGAGAACAAACCAGAAGACAAGACUACAGAAGAGACGAAACAAACUCCUUCAGUCCUGAACAUCUUUAAAAAGAUCUGGGUUAUGGCUCUUUCUGUGUGUUUUGCUUUCACAAUCACUAUUGGCACAUUUCCUGCAGUUACUGUGGAUGUUCAAUCUUUUGCCGGUGAUGGUGGAGCUUGGGGCAAGUAUUUUAUUCCUGUGUCCUGUUUUCUCUUCUUUAAUGUGUUUGACUGGGCGGGUCGCAGCCUUACAGCUGUCUGUAUGUGGCCUGGGAAAGACAGUAAGUUACUGCCGGGUCUUUUAUUGGCUCGUGUGAUAUUUGUACCUCUCUUCAUGCUGUGUAAUGUUCAGCCCCGACAUAAUCUACCCGUAUACUUCACACAUGACGGCUGGUUUAUCGCGUUCAUGAUACUCUUCGCUUUUUCCAACGGAUAUCUGGCCAGUCUCUGCAUGUGCUUCGGACCCAAGAAAGUGGAUCCGAGUGAAGCGGAGACCGCCGGAGCUAUCAUGGCUUUCUUUCUGUCCCUCGGCCUCGCUCUCGGAGCGUGUCUCUCCUUCUUGUUCAGAGGAAUCAUUUAAAGUCACAGUGGAAAUCUUUGGAGAUCUUAAGUGAGCAUUUUUACAUGAACAGAGAUUUAAGACAUUGCAGCUGUUUCAUUCAUCUGAAAAUGUGCUGAAGAUCCAGAAGAGAUUAAACUCAAAACUCAGCCAGAUGGGCUGUUUGAUUUAUAAUGAAGAUUACUGAAGAUCUCACUGGACGAGACCUGAUCUGUUGAUGCGGGAUAUUUUAAAUCUGCUUUCACCCCAAAAUAAACUCUCAUGUUAAUUUAGACGUGAUGAACUCUUUUCCUGGAUAAGCUCAGGUCAUGGUGACCAUACAGUAUCUACACUGAAAAUACCUUGAUUCCACAUGAUUCAAUUAAGUUUUCUUAAAAAAAUUUUUUUUAUUUAUUCUUCACGCCAUUCCAGCAUCUUUAGCUAUAUUCGUGGCAAGAACUGGUUAAUCUAUACACAAGUUGAUCCAUACACAGGUUAGAGGAGGGGCAAUUUGGUAUCUCCAAUUUAGUUAACUUGCCUGUUUUUGGCCUGUGGGGGGAAGCUGGAGGAAACCCACGCUGACACAGAGAAAACAUGCAAACCCCAAACAGAAAGGACACCUGACUUAGCCAGGGCUCGAUCCAGGGAAAAAUGAUUUAAAAACAAAAAGAAAACUUGUUGGAUCUACGUAAUUCAAUUAUGUACACCAGUUCAACAUGAUUGAAUCAAGUUUAUGUUAAUUUCAUUUUAAGAAAACUUAAUUCAAUCACGUGGAACCGGUUUCUACAAGUUUUUUUCAGUGUACCAAAGUCCAGAUCACCUGUUGUUGUUCUUUAAAGAGUUUAACAGACUGUGACGUGUAUACUGUACUGUAUAGAAAACAGUCACGUGAAAAUUAUUUAAAAUGUUUCAUACAUAACUUUAUAAAUGGAAAAGUAUGAACGAGUGAGCAUUUUUGGGUGAAAUAUUCAUUGAAUGCCUUUAUUUUUUUGUAUUAGUAUAUUAAAAUUAUUUUAAGAUAUUUUAUUUAAGAUGCAAGUUGCAGUUGUAUGUUUGUCUAAUAAUGUUUUAUUAUAAACUUGUUUAUUGUUUAUAUAAAGAAAUAGAUUGUACUAGUUUUUAUUAGAUAGACAUUUGUGUAUUUUAAACAGUUUAUAUUUUUAGAAAAAUUGCAUUAUAAUGUUAUAAGUUUAGAUAAAUUAACAGAAAGUUUUGAGGAAUCAUGCACACAAGUACAAAACUCUACCUCAUUCAGGUCACUGCCGUAUGUUUUUCUCUUGACUGUUUUACAACACUACACAUCUAUCUCAACCAACAAAUGAGACAAAUAUAAUAUCACCUAUAUGA